Messenger RNA from Botrytis byssoidea, 1044 nucleotides. RefSeq lists its product as uncharacterized. Gene Ontology annotation, biological process: regulation of transcription by RNA polymerase II. The record is from RefSeq and is a predicted model, not a curated record. Gene Ontology annotation, cellular component: CCAAT-binding factor complex. The coding region runs from base 1 to 1044 and encodes 347 amino acids. Lineage: Eukaryota; Fungi; Ascomycota; Leotiomycetes; Helotiales; Sclerotiniaceae. The transcript has a single exon. Gene Ontology annotation, molecular function: DNA-binding transcription factor activity, RNA polymerase II-specific; RNA polymerase II cis-regulatory region sequence-specific DNA binding.
AUGAUGGAGUACGCGCAUUAUUCGCAACCGCCGCAAGGCCAGCAUAAUCAUACGCAGGCGCAUAUUCAAGGUGGAUAUGCAAAUUCUGGACAGCACCCAAAUUCCGGAGCUCCAAUUACUUCACCAUCUCAACAACAACCAGUCCAUUCGCAACAUGCCGUUCAACAAUCCCCCAUUCUUUCUUCGCAAUCGCAGCAAGGAGGUCCCAAUGCGGGACACAUGCAGCAACACACUCUGGGGUAUCAACCAGCAUACGUACCGCAGAUGAACUUGCAAUAUGGAAACAAUCCGAUGAAUACCCAGGCAGCAGCGAUGGCAGCAACCAAUGCAGCAGUUGGUGGUAACUAUCCUUAUAGCAUGCCGGACUCCAGCUUGCCGCAAACGUCGCCAAGAAUUGGUGCCGGUAUAAAUGUGAAGAAGGAAAGAGUACCGCGGUCACCAACACAGGCUGCCAUUAACAACCAAGUUGCUCAAAAUAGACGUAUGAGUGUACAACAAGUUGGCAGUCCUGCUGUACCUAAUGCGCAACCUCUCAUGAACCAUGGGCCUCGGUCAUCAAUUUCAGGACCUCCUAUGCCGGCACCUCCACCACACCCUCAAUCUCCCGAACUCGUAUCGGGCGCAGUUGAAGAGUCACCUCUAUAUGUCAACGCAAAACAAUUUCAUCGUAUUUUGAAGAGACGUGUUGCGAGACAAAGAUUAGAGGAGGCACUUCGAUUGACUUCAAAGGGUAGGAAGCCAUAUUUGCACGAGAGCAGACAUAAUCAUGCAAUGAGAAGACCCAGAGGUCCUGGUGGUCGAUUUUUAACUGCAGAUGAAGUUGCAGAAAUUGAGAGAACAAAGGGCGAUGGUGGAGAUGAAAAUGACAAACCAUUAGAAACUCCGGCCAAGAGUGUUUCUAGUGUGAGUGCCAGUUCGGGAACUAAGCGAAAGGCCGACUCCGACAAUCUCACUCCUAGUAAGAAACCUAAAUUGGUCGCUGCAGCUAGAAGCAGUGCUGAGGAAGAUGAUGAAGAUGAGGAUGAUGCAGAAGAUGAUGGAUGA